Messenger RNA from Diaporthe batatas, 1968 nucleotides. RefSeq lists its product as uncharacterized. Gene Ontology annotation, biological process: intracellular mRNA localization. Bases 226 to 1716 code for a protein of 496 amino acids. The transcript is spliced from 3 exons. The record is from RefSeq and is a predicted model, not a curated record. NCBI's taxonomy places the organism in Eukaryota, Fungi, Ascomycota, Sordariomycetes, Diaporthales, Diaporthaceae. Gene Ontology annotation, cellular component: nuclear outer membrane-endoplasmic reticulum membrane network; ribonucleoprotein complex; endoplasmic reticulum. Gene Ontology annotation, molecular function: mRNA binding.
GACCCUGGCGUGGGAAAAAAUGUCUCCAACUUAUUAUCGGGCGGAAUGGUGAAGCUCACAAAACUGUGUCCAUUUAAACCCACUCACCACCACACCACCCCUCAGCACCUGUCCCUUCCCCAGGUCUGAUCGUCAUCAACCAAUUGCCUGUAUCACAUCCCGGUACAGCGCCUCUCUCCUCCGGCUUUUCUUGUCUUCGGUUCUGUCUCCCCCGGUCGACUCACCAUGGCUGACGUUGCUGUCCCGGUGGCCACCCGGCCCACCAAGCCGGACGAGGCCGUCUAUCAAGAGAUGCUUGCCAAGGCCGAAAAGGAACACGCCCAAGUCCUGGCGCAAUUCAAAGCCAUCAAGCAGAAGAUUGACCUUGCUACGGGGAAGAACGCCGAGAACCCAACCAACAAGCGCAAGGCCGAGCUCCUGGACCUGAAGAAGGAGAUCGUUGCGAAACAGGGCGACGGCAAGAACUCCCGCACUUCGAAGCAGGAUGAAAUCAAGCGUCUCGAUGCGCAGAUUAAAGCUGUGGAGAAAGAGCGCAAGGACCUGGCCGAUACACCAACUAUCAAGAAAUUGCGAGGUGACAGUGAAAGCAAGAAGCCAGUGACCGAAAAGGAGAUAGAAGACCACUUGAAGAAUCUCCGAGACGCAUAUGCCCGUGGACUUAGGCUCGUGGAGGAGAAAGAGAACGUUGCCAUGACCGGCUCGCUCGAAAAGAUGAAGAGGACAUCUGUGGAGCACCAGAAGAAGAUCGAUGACCUACAGGAGAAGGUCAAGGAGAUCAAGGACACCAUGAACAGCCCAGAAGCCAAGGCGCUCAGCGAGCAGUACGACGAGGUCCAGAAGGAGUUGAACGCCAUCAAUGCCGAGCAGGCCGAGGCGAGGAAGAGCCGUUCGACCUUGUUUGAGGAGAAGGACAAGCUGAAGGCUCGCCAGGACGAGACGUGGGCCGCGAUCAAGAAGAUCAAGGACGAGUUCCACUCCCAGUUGCGCGCUUUCAAGAAGUAUGAGAGCGAGCAGAAGCAGAAGGCCUGGGAGCGGUCCAAGGCCGAGAGGGAGCGCAGGGACAAGGAGCGCAAGCUGGAGCGCGCCCAGAAGAUGUUGGCCGAGGCCAGCGACCCGGCCUACCUGGACGAGAUCCGCCGCGCCAACAGCCUGCUCCAAUACUACGACCCCACCUUUGUUCCCGAGAAGGCCCCCCUCCAGGUCAACACCAACUUGCAGGCCCAGGCCGAGCGCAAGGUCGAUGCUUCUGACAUCAAGGGUGUCAAGGUUCUGAGCAAGAAGGACCGCGACGAGGACCUCUUCCCCGCCCAGAAGAAGGGCAAGAAGGGCAAGAAGAACAACGCCGCCAACAAGGCCGCUACCUUCCAGUGCCCACCCUCCGUCGUCGAGGACUGCUCCUCCAUGGGCAUCGACCCUCCCAUGAGUGCCGAUGAGGUCCCAGCCGUCAUCGAGAAGGUCAGGGCCAAGCUCGACCACUGGAAGGCCGACCAGGCUGCUCAGACCCAGAAGAACAUCGAGAAGGCCAAGAAGGAGAUCGAGAAGAUCGAGGCCGAGGAAGCCCAGGAGAAGGGCGGUAAGAAGUCCUCCUCCGGCGACGCCACGCCCAACGGAAACGGCGCCGCCUCCGACGAGGACAAGUCCGACGAUAAGGUCGAGGAGGUCACCAAGGAGGUCGAGGACGCCUCCAUCGAGGACAAGAAGGAGGAUGCUGAAUGAGCACCCCUUCCCCUCUGCGAACACAAGGUACGGAUGACGCGACCGUAUCCAUGAAGUCUUACACGAGAGACAGCUCAGCUGGACGAUUCUUGAAGUAGAAACAGUCACUCUCCUGCUGGUUAUCCAAAUGUCGAAGGGGAAAAAAAGCUUUGCUAGGUACCGGGGAGUAGCAAACGAUUUGCAUAACGGGUAUGUAGGGUGUAGCUCGUUAUUAAUAUACACUAGGAGCAUAUUCCUUCUAGCAUGUAUGCG